Ruditapes philippinarum (Manila clam) is the source of this 2236-nucleotide messenger RNA. RefSeq names its product golgin subfamily A member 6-like protein 2. The record is from RefSeq and is a predicted model, not a curated record. The transcript is spliced from 7 exons. The annotation marks the transcript as partial. Lineage: Eukaryota; Metazoa; Mollusca; Bivalvia; Venerida; Veneridae.
AUUCUUACAAAUUGUAGCUAAAAAUAUUUUUUGUUUGUUUUAGAAAUCAAGAUGGCACAUGAGAUACAUUUAAAGAACAACAAAUACCGGCAGUGGGUUAAGGCUGGCCUAGGCUUGGGUUAUCUUAAAGAGGGACUUGCGCCAUUUUGUGAUGACAUUGGAAGACAGCAGCACAAAGAUAUUAUAAACCAAAUACAACAAACAAAGACUCCUCAACCAAACAUACCAUGUGGCACCUGUCAGAUAACAACUCUCCAGCCAGAUCAUGUCCGAGUCUCAAAAGGGAUAUGUCCCCUCAAACAAGAUAAAUGUAACUGUUGUUUUCCUAAUAAUAAGAGACCCUGUCCAAACAAUGUAUGUGGUGCCAUCUAUGACAGCAUUAUACAGUAUCAUGCAUCAAUGCCACCAGUACCUUUUUGGAAAAACAGUGAUGUCCAACAGUGGUCGACAGACCCCUGGAGUGUCAUUAAAUGUUUUAUAAAUGCUCCGGGGUACAAGGACAAGACAUCAGCAGUCGACACUGAUUGCACUGGGUUGCUUCAUGUUAUCAUAAAUAACAAUUACUUUCAUAGUCAUAUUGGAGGCAAUGUUACAGGACCAAACAAUCUUUUUUCAAAGGUACGGCAGUACCGAAACGAAAUUUUUCACUCGAGCAAUAUGGAGUUAGAGGAGAGCAAAGCUAAUUGUUAUAUUGAUGACAUGAUAGCUGUUCUACAAGAUGGUAAAGAACUUAUACAUCAACAAGAUGCACAACAAGCUGUCGGGAAACUCCAAGAUCUAAAGCAAAAAGACUUUGUUAUCACUACUGAAUGCUCUGAAGAAAUUUUGAAACAAAUCAAAGAUGAAAUGACAAAAAUGCGGGAAUUUACCGAAAAUGCUGCAACUAAAGAUGAAUAUGAGGAGCUUAAAAAUAAAGUUAUUGAACUUGAAAGACAGUUGGCAAAAGAAAAAGAGGGACAACUUGAGGCUGGGAAAGAACAGAAAAGAAAGUUUACUGAACUUGAGGCAGUUAUAACAGAGCAAAAACAGGAGAUAGAAAGACUCAAGUUAGAAGAUUCUCCUCAACAGAAACAGUUAGAAUAUAAAAAGGCAAAAUCAGAAUGGCGGGAAAAGCUGAUUGAACAGUAUCACAAAACCCUGCUGCAAGUUCCUACAGCACCUUUACAACCAAAAAGUGAAAAAUGCAGUUUUAAAGACAUUUAUAUUAGACCAAAAAUAACCAAGGACAUAAAAAGAGAAAAAGGUGAGACAGAGGAGGUGGAGGUUAAAUCAAUGUCCGAAAUCUUCACAAAGGACGGAGUCCCCCAAAAUUCUGUAUAUGUUCUAGGAGAUGCAGGGUCAGGAAAAACUAGUUUUUGUAAAUAUUUGGUUAACUGUUGGUGUUUGGCACACAGUGAGGAACAUGAAGCUGACAAUGAAGAUGGCAAUGAAAAUGAAGAAGGCAAUGGUAAACCUGAAGGUGACAGUGAAACACAUGGAGGUGAUGGUGAAAAACAUGGAGCUGGCAAUGAAAAUGCAGGUGGCAGUAGUAAACCUGAAGGCGACAGUGAAAAACAUGGAGGUGAUGGUGAAAAACAUGAAGCUGGCAAUGAAAAUGCAGGUGGCAGUAGUAAACCUGAAGGCGACAGUGAAAAACAUGGAGGUGACGGUGAAAAACAUGAAGCUGGCAAUGAAAAUGAAGGUGGCAGUAGUAAACCUGAAGGCGACAGUGAAAAACAUGGAGGUGACGAUGAAAAACAUGGAGCUGGCAAUGAAAAUGCAGGUGGCAGUAGUAAACCUGAAGGCGACAGUGAAAAACAUGGAGGUGACGAUGAAAAACAUGAAGCUGGCAAUGAAAAUGCAGAUGGCAAUAGUAAACCUGAAGGCGACAGUGAAAAACAUGGAGGUGACGGUGAAAAAAACAUGAAGCUGGCAAUGAAAAUGCAGGUGGCAGUAGUAAACCUGAAGGCGACAGUGAAAAACAUGGAGGUGACGAUGAAAAACAUGAAGCUGGCAAUGAAAAUGCAGGUGGCAGUAGUAAACCUGAAGGCGACAGUGAAAAACAUGGAGGUGACGAUGAAAAACAUGAAGCUGGCAAUGAAAAUGCAGGUGGCAGUAGUAAACCUGAAGGCGACAGUGAAAAACAUGGAGGUGACGAUGAAAAAUAUGAAGCUGGCAAUGAAAAUGCAGGUGGCAGUAGUAAACCUGAAGGCGACAGUGAAAAACAUGGAGGUGACGAUGAAAAACAUGGAGCUGC